AUGGGUCAGAAGCAGGCAAAAGAAGCUAGGCGGGGAGGCGACGACGCUUGCAUUGUAGCUUUGGAUAAGAUGUGGGAGAAGAAGGAGGUUUCUGACUGGGAAAGAGACAAGCAGAGAAAGGAGAGGUACAUGGCUGCAAUUGAGGUAGACAAGGCUGCACUUGAGGUACAGAAGGCUUCACUUGAGCUUGAGAAGAAGCGAUUGUCAAAUGAAGAAAAAAAAGUUAAAGCGGACUUGCUGAAGGAGGAGAAAGAAAUAAUGUUAGCGGACACGAGCUCCCUCGACCCGAUGCAGCUGCAGUGGCUUGACAUAAUGAAGAAGAACAUACUUGCACGACAUAUGGCAAAUUAG
This is a messenger RNA of Miscanthus lutarioriparius, 351 nucleotides long. The record is from the annotation of a GenBank genome assembly. NCBI's taxonomy places the organism in Eukaryota, Viridiplantae, Streptophyta, Magnoliopsida, Poales, Poaceae.